UAGAACAGCACGGUGGAGUCAGCCGGCAGGACGCAGGACAGCCAGCACGACAGCACAUCGCGAGGGAGUCUAGAAGAGUACAAGCCAGCACGGCGCUGGGUGGAUUCAACUUCUGAUUGAGACUACCAGACAGCAGGAAUGGGGCAAGGUGUGGGUGGCUGACUGACAGGGAGACGGACCAAUCACAUGUCAGGAUGCUGGCUAGAAACCUCUUCAUCCUCCUGGUGGUGGUGGGGGCAGUGCUGGCCAUCGUGAGCCUCAGCCUCCAAUUCUUCCACCUAAUCCCCACUACGCCCAUGGGUGAGGAGCGGCCCCCCCAGGGUCAGGGUCAAGGCCAGGGCCAAGGGAAGAGCAGGAAGAGAGUGAUCCCUGUCCCCAACACAGAGGCUCCUGAACCAGACCCUAUCGCUGAGGCUUAUGGCUACUGCAACACCCCCGACCGCUCUGAACAGGCCUGGGAGGGUGAGACACAUGUGUUGGGUUAUCAUAUGGGUUAUAGACAGGAUCCUAGGGGGCAGAUGGAGCGUGUGUCUGUGUGUGUGCGCGUGUGUGUGUGUGUGUGUCUGUGCGUGCGCAUGUGUCUGUGUGUGUGUGGGUGCGUGUCCAUGUCUGUGUGUGAGUUGGCAGUAGCAUGCAGAGUCGACCCACUGUCUCUGUCUGUCUGCGGUUUCUCCAGCUGGAAACUAUUCUCCCUCCUUAGCCUGCCUCCUGCAUCUCUGUUCAUCUCUCUCCCCCCUUCCAGGAAACCCUCCCACCCCCAGCUGAAUUCUUUCAUUGGUCACAUGGCCCAGGGGGGGCGUGGCCGCUGGGAGGGGAGUCUCAGCUCGUUGCCCCGCCUCCCUAACCACAGCGCCUGUGAGAUGGGUGAGCUCACUCAGACAGGUGUGGUGCAGCACUUACGCAAUGGCCAGCUCCUUCGCCUAGCCUACAAGCGUCACAAACUCCUCCCGUCCAAUUGGUCGACCAAGCAGGUGUGGGUGGAGACUACGGGCAGGAGCCGCACCCUCCAGAGCGGGAUGGCUCUUCUGUAUGGGUUCCUGCCCGACUUUGACUGGAGCCGUCUGACAGUCCACCACCAGUGGAGCACGUUGUUCUGUGGCUCAGCCUGCGACUGUCCUGCUAGGAACCGUUAUCUGGAGGAGGAGCAGAGGAGACAGUACCGCCUCAGAGCGGCAGACACUGAACUGGAGAGGACCUACGCAGACAUGGCCCGUACGCUAGGUCUGCCCCCGCGCCAGCUCAGAGCUGCCAACCCUAUAGACUCUCUGCUGUGCCACCUGUGCCACGGCCUGUCCUUCCCCUGUGUGGCAGCAGGGAGUGCUCUCGGCAGUGGGGGCUGUCUGACUCUGGCCCAGUUUGCUGUGAUCCGGAGGCAGCAGUUAGAGGACGAGGUGGACAGGAGGAGGGUGGGACUGUAUCACCGCUACGCCGUGCUCGCCACGCACCCCUACCUCAACCGCACCGCCAAUCGGAUGGAGCGCGUCGCCAAGGCCAACGCUCCGGGACGAAAACCCCGCGCUGGAGGAGAGGAGGCGUUCACCCUGUCUUCGGCUCACGACGUCACUGUGGCGCCGUUACUAAGCGCCCUGGGCUUGGAGGAUGCACUCUUCCCGAGGUUUGCGGCGAGGGUUGUGUUUGAGUUGUGGAAGAGUCCGCCCGCAACGCAGGGACAACGUAAGGGGCAAGGCCAGGGCCAGGAUAAGGCUGCGUGGUUGAAAGGGGAGAGGUCAAAGGUUGGUAAUUGGGGAGACAUGUUUGUGAGGGUUCUGUACAACGGAGAGGAUGUGACUUUCCAUACCACCUUCUGUCGCUCACAUGACCGCAACGCCGCACAGCCGCUAUGCCCCCUGGGUAACUUCCUGUCGUUCGUCAAGAAAGACAUGUUCAAUGUCCUCAACGCCACGUCCUACCACAACGCCUGCUACCGACGGACAGGCUGACUGACAGAUGGAAGGAUAGAGAGAGAAAAGGAGGAGAAGAAGAGAAUGAGUCAGAGAAAGAGAGAGUUAUAAUUUAGCUGAUUUUAGAAUUUGUUAAUAGCUCUUUUCCCACUUGGGUAUGGAAGUGUCCUUUUGACAUUUUCUAAAGUCACAAACAUUCCUAGAAAGCAUAAAUGCUGAUCAUACAUAUCACUGCAAAAAUACAUAUUUUCACCAGCAAAUUCCUAUACACAAACACACGUGCUCACAGACUUUAUACAUACUCUUCAUGCCUUCUUGAUCAGAUGUCUUUGUUGAUAAAGUUUGACUUCUAAACUGACAGCCUUGUGGUGUCGACAAUCACACCAGGAUACUUAACCUGCAAUUAUACACAUUUCAACAUGGACCUUUCUACAAUUUUUUAGUUUUUGAAAUGUUUGUAAGGAAAAGAGGUGGAAGGACACUAUUCUCACAUUCCUGCAUUCCAACUGGGAAGGUUGAGAUUCCGCUUUUCUCACAUUCCUGCAUUCCAACUGGGAAGGUUGAGAUUCCGCUUUUCCCAAAUUCCUGCAUUCCAACUGGGAAGGUUGAGAUUCCGCUUUUCCCAAAUUCCUGCAUUCCAACUGGGAAGGUUGAGAUUCCGCUUUUCCCAAAUUCCUGCAUUGAAAGGGGAACGUUGAAACUGGAAACACUAAUGCUGGAUUAGUUCAUAUAAAAUGUAAAAACUGCCAUUUAUAAUUUGUCUUGAUAUUGUCUGACAUUUUGAUUAUAAUGGUGCUGGAGACCAAUAGAAUUAGGGUCAGUUUUGCUGUACAAUUAAUUUAUUUUAGUUUACUCAACUACGUACUUUAAGCUGAAGUAGAUUUCAAUGUUAAGAUUUACGCUCUAUGUUUACUCAGUAAUGAAAAUAUUCUGCACCUUAGUGAAGGCUAGUUGUUAUGGUACUUAGAUUCACAGCUGCUGUAAGAUGGCAAUAACAGUUAAUAGAUAUGUCAUCAGUAAUUGUAAUUUCUGUGGACAUUUUUUUUAAUGAUGCUCAUCAGUUUGAAUAAUUAUAAUUUUUACUAUAAAGCACAUUACACAGUGGGCCACGAAGUAAUAAAACUUGUUUCC
Messenger RNA from Salvelinus namaycush (lake trout), 3032 nucleotides. RefSeq names its product 2-phosphoxylose phosphatase 1-like. The coding region runs from base 195 to 1940 and encodes 581 amino acids. NCBI's taxonomy places the organism in Eukaryota, Metazoa, Chordata, Actinopteri, Salmoniformes, Salmonidae. Gene Ontology annotation, molecular function: phosphatase activity. Gene Ontology annotation, cellular component: Golgi apparatus. Gene Ontology annotation, biological process: glycosaminoglycan biosynthetic process; dephosphorylation; chondroitin sulfate proteoglycan biosynthetic process. The record is from RefSeq and is a predicted model, not a curated record. The transcript is spliced from 6 exons.